This is a messenger RNA of Peronospora matthiolae, 765 nucleotides long. The record is from the annotation of a GenBank genome assembly. NCBI's taxonomy places the organism in Eukaryota, Oomycota, Peronosporomycetes, Peronosporales, Peronosporaceae.
AUGGUAUACCUUGUGGCUGUACCAGAGACAAUCACGGCAAGUGGCUGUGCUUGUGUCUUUAUUGACACCAUCUUCCGACUUCAUGGGUUGCCCCGUGAACUCGUAUCAGACAGUGAUCCACGAUUCACUGCUGAUUUCUGGCGUUCCGUGUUCAAAUCACUCGGAACGCGCUUGAAGAUGUCGACAUCUGAUCAUCCAGAGUCAGAUGGUCAGACGGAAUGUGCCAAUCGUGUCCUUGAAGAGAUACUUCGAGGAUACGUACACUCCUUUAAGAGUUGGAGUGAGUUUUUGCCAAUGGUAGAGUUUGCCAUCAACAACUCGGUGCAUGCGUCCACGACACAUACACCGUUUUACGUGAAUGGCUUGCGCCAUCCGCGUGUACCCACAUUACUAGAGUGUAACUCUGGUUUAAGGGGGGGAGGGACUCGCGCGAGCAAAAACCGAUUUGGUUCACGCUCAUCACGCUCUGACGAAGAGGUCAUUGCGUUUGAUGCCGAUAUCGAUAACAUCGAUAUCGAAGAAGAUGAUGCCAGUGAGAGUGCGGAAGCCCUCACUGAAGACAAUGAUCCCAGUGAGAGUGCGGAAGCCCUCACUGAAGACAAUGAUCCCAGUGAGAGUGCGGAAGCCCUCACUGAAGAAAAAGUUGUUGUUGCUGCAGUGCGCUCACAGCACACUGAAGCUAACGAGUCAUCAGAUGAGUUCAUACUGGCUCGUGAAACAGUAGUCCGUUUUGUGCAAGACUCCAUCGCCGAAGCGGUGACUUAG